GCCGACAGAUCCCCCUUUUGCCGGCUGCUCCACAGCCAUGUCCUCUGCAGCAGCCGCCGACGCCGUCCAGUUCCUGGCCCGGAGCCUUUGGCGCCCUCGCCGCCCGCUCUGCGGGGUUAGAAGUACAGUGUGUGCCGUUCAUUUUCCUAUAGGACAAUUACACACAACUAGACCUGGCAUGCAAGCCAGCCAAGAAGACUUCGAAAAGGCCCAGGAACAGCUGAAAAAACUGAAGACCGAUCCUGGAAAUGAAGUAAAGCUGAAGCUUUAUGCAUUGUUUAAACAGGCAACAAAAGGUUCCUGCAAUACCCCAAAACCAGGCAUGUUAGAUUUUGUCAACAAGGCCAAAUGGGAUGCGUGGAAUUCACUUGGAACUUUGCCACAGGAAAGUGCCAGAGAGCAGUAUGUUGAUCUCGUGUCAAACUUGACGUCUUCAGAAACUUCGAGUCCUGUUAAAGAGAGCCCUUCUGACAGCGAGUCUGGCUAUGAAACACUGGAGGUUUCUACCAAGAACAACAUCACAAAGAUAGUAUUAAACCGGCCCAAAAUGAAAAAUGCAAUCAACGUGAAGAUGUAUGAAGAAAUUAUGGAAGCACUCGAGAAAGCCGCAAAGGAUGACUCUGUUAUAACAGUCCUGACAGGAAAUGGAGAUUACUACUGUAGUGGAAAUGACCUGAACAAUUUUGCCAAUAUCUCGGGGGGUGAAAUAAAGGAGAUGGCAGAUAAGGCUGGAGAGCUGCUCAAAAACUUUGUCAACCAUUUUAUUGAUUUUCCUAAGCCGUUAAUUGCUGUAGUGAAUGGGCCAGCUGUUGGAAUCUCUGUAACUGUCCUUGGUCUUUUUGACGUAGUGUAUGCUACUGACAGGGCUACAUUUCACACCCCCUUCAGCAAUCUGGGGCAGAGUCCAGAAGGAUGUUCCUCAUAUAUGUUUCCAAAAAUUAUGGGCUUAGCAAAGGCAACGGAGAUGCUGCUUUUCAACAAGAAAUUGACUGCGGCAGAAGCCUGUUCACUGGGGCUUGUUACCGAAGUCUUCCCUGACAACACCUUCCAAAAAGAAGUGUGGGCAAGGCUAAAAGCUUACGCAAGUCUCCCAAGAAAUUCCCUGGCAAUUUCCAAGCGGUUGCUGCGAAGCAUGGAAAAGGAGAAGCUGCAUGAAGUUAAUUCUCAAGAGUGCAAGAUUCUCAAAGAAAGAUGGGUCUCCGAUGAGUGCAUGAGUGCUGUGAUGAGUUUUUUGCAGAAGAAAUCAAAGCUCUGAUCUCUUGCCCAACUGUGCAAAAUAGAUUUCUGCAAAACUAAUCUGUACCCCUUUUCCUACAAGAACAAAUGUCACUAAUACUCCAAGAUGGUGCCUUAAUUUUGACAGGGCUGUUCUGUUUAUUAUAUUAAUUGACAGAGUUGUUUAAGACAUUUAUGGUAGCCCUCUCUUUACCUUUUUGUAUUUAGACAUGAAUUUAUGAUACCAAUCACAUCGCAUAUUCUGACUUGAACCAACAGGUGGGAAAGCCCUUAUUGCUUUACAUGCUGAGCUAAUCUCUUUGAAUACAACAACAGCAGCUUGUUUUCCAAAAGGGGUCACUGAUACAAUUUCACCAAAUUUUGCAAGCUCUUGUACAUCUGAUUGCUGGUCAUGCUGGACUGAAAAGCUGUUUGGGGUCAACCUAUUGUAAAAGGAGACAAAAGAAGACUGACAUUAUUUGUAUUAGCAGAAAGUCUGAAUUAAAGUGUUCAUUUACAAAGA
Messenger RNA from Sphaerodactylus townsendi, 1738 nucleotides. Its product is annotated as enoyl-CoA delta isomerase 2-like. The record is from RefSeq and is a predicted model, not a curated record. NCBI's taxonomy places the organism in Eukaryota, Metazoa, Chordata, Lepidosauria, Squamata, Sphaerodactylidae. The transcript is spliced from 10 exons. The coding region runs from base 38 to 1255 and encodes 405 amino acids. Gene Ontology annotation, molecular function: fatty-acyl-CoA binding.